AAAAAUAUAGAACAAAAAACUGUUAACUUGGCACCCAAAAAGCUAAGGAAUAAACAAAGGAGUCUAAUUUGUCCAACAAAAGAUCCGGGAAACCAAUGUGUCCACAGCCAAAAACAUCAUGCUUUUUACAGCUAACAUCAACUAGUCCUUUCUUUCUUUCUUUCUUUAAUCCAAGCAAGUACCCUCGAGCUCUGUGACCACUGGAAUCCACAAUUAAAUAACAUUCCGAAUUUUCGGUUUUCUCCUCCAUACAUUUACUGUUUUCCAAGCAUACCCCUCACUCCUGGAAACCCUAACUUCGCCUACGACCCCAUUAAAAACCCUAGUGCUUCCGCAUUUCUCUCCUCCAUCUUGCAAGACCCAAGCUCCGUUUGCCCAAAAUGGAUAGUUUCGGGUCGGAUUGUGGGUACGUUGGAGGCGACCGGAGGCUCGAGGUGGUGAGUGGAAAGGGGUUCGGUUCCAACCAGGUCUACGCGACUGGGCCUGGCUCGUCGGAUCUGCCACCAGUUCCGCGCAGAGUGACUCGAUCGAGUCAGCCGGCGUCGAAGCCGUGGGGCUUCAACGACCCCGAAAGGAAGAGGAAGAAGAGGAUCGCCAUGUAUAAGGUUUAUACGGUCGAGGGGAAGGUCAAGGCUUCGUUGAGGAAAGGGCUACGUUGGGUCAAGAACAAGUGCUCUCAGAUCGUCCAUGGAGAUGGGUACUAAAUUCUAUUAAACGAUCGAACGGCGUAGAUCAUGCCACGUCUUACCAGACCCAUCGUCUGGUGGUCCCGGAUUCUGAUGUGGCAGGAUCUAGUGGGAUCCUCCUUCAUUCUGUCCACAUUUUUUUUUUUUUCAAAAAGAAAGUUCAAUCUAUAUAUAAUUCUUUUUCUUU
Molecule: messenger RNA, 873 nt
Organism: Juglans regia (Persian walnut)
Lineage: Eukaryota; Viridiplantae; Streptophyta; Magnoliopsida; Fagales; Juglandaceae
Exons: 1
Coding region: 381-704 (107 amino acids)
Source: RefSeq, a predicted model, not a curated record